UCGUAUAUGUGGCAUCCCCAAUACAUUUGUCAUCUUUCCAAGUCCGCGCGAACAAAAAACACAGCGAAAAAGUGCAGCUUAAAGCCGAGUUGUACAAAAAAUUUAAAAGUAUUAACCAAACAGGAUAGCAGCUGUCUGCGCCACACCACACAUCUCCGCAUCACACAGAGAGAGAUCCACUCCAGCAACAACGAUGUCAUCACGCAAAACCGCCGGUCGCCGUGCCACCACCAAGAAGCGCGCCCAGCGCGCCACCUCCAAUGUCUUCGCGAUGUUCGAUCAGGCCCAGAUCGCCGAAUUCAAGGAGGCCUUCAACAUGAUCGACCAGAAUCGCGAUGGUUUCGUCGAGAAGGAGGAUCUGCACGAUAUGCUCGCCUCGCUGGGCAAGAACCCCACCGAUGACUACUUGGAUGGCAUGAUGAACGAGGCACCCGGUCCAAUCAACUUCACCAUGUUCCUCACGCUGUUCGGUGAACGGCUGCAGGGCACCGAUCCCGAGGAUGUGAUCAAGAAUGCCUUUGGCUGCUUCGACGAGGAGAAUAUGGGUGUUCUGCCCGAGGAUCGUCUGCGUGAGCUGCUCACCACAAUGGGCGAUCGUUUCACAGACGAAGAUGUGGAUGAGAUGUAUCGGGAGGCGCCGAUCAAGAAUGGGUUGUUCGACUAUCUCGAGUUCACGCGCAUUCUCAAGCACGGUGCCAAGGACAAGGAUGAGCAGUAAAUCCAGAUGCGCCACCAGCCAAGCGGCGUGCACCCAAGCUGCCUCUCCAAUCCAAUCCACUCCACUCCACUCCUAUCCUGUCCACUCCACUCCACUCCAUUACAGCAUGGAGCCUGUCCAAAACUAUCCAAAAUCCCAUCAAGAGUUUCGUUUUACAUUUUAAAUACUUCAUUAUUUUUUUUUUGUUCUCUAGCUCUUUCUGUUCUACAAUUCCUGUACUUAACUGUGCAUUUAAAUUAAAAAAAAAAAACAACAACAAAAUGAAAAACUAGAGAAAAUCCAGCAAAUGUUAUGUACGAUAUUUUAGUGUGUGCGAAGAUGAAAACGAAGAGCCUGAGAUAACAUCCAACGCCGUUUUCCCCCAAGUUUUCAUAAGUAUUAACUCAUUGAAUAUACAUAAAUAUACAUACAUAUAACCUAUAUACAAAUACAUACGUGUGUACAAGAAUGUGUGGCAAUAAAA
Drosophila guanche is the source of this 1181-nucleotide messenger RNA. RefSeq names its product myosin regulatory light chain sqh (gene sqh). NCBI's taxonomy places the organism in Eukaryota, Metazoa, Arthropoda, Insecta, Diptera, Drosophilidae. The record is from RefSeq and is a predicted model, not a curated record. Bases 194 to 718 code for a protein of 174 amino acids. Gene Ontology annotation, cellular component: cytoplasm; myosin II complex. Gene Ontology annotation, molecular function: calcium ion binding; myosin heavy chain binding. Gene Ontology annotation, biological process: locomotion; post-embryonic development. The transcript is spliced from 3 exons.